Amyelois transitella is the source of this 2307-nucleotide messenger RNA. RefSeq names its product CD63 antigen. NCBI's taxonomy places the organism in Eukaryota, Metazoa, Arthropoda, Insecta, Lepidoptera, Pyralidae. The transcript has 6 exons. Gene Ontology annotation, cellular component: membrane. The coding region runs from base 133 to 828 and encodes 231 amino acids. The record is from RefSeq and is a predicted model, not a curated record.
GUUUCUUUUCGGUUCAGUUCAGUUGCGUUUUGUAUUUCGAAUGGUGAGGUCAUCUCGCUCCGGCAACCAAAUAAACAAGUAAAACCGCGUGUGAUAACUUGUGAGUAAAUUGUGUGACUCAGUGCAUUCACGAUGGGAUGUGGAACGAGUUUUGUGAAAUAUGUGCUGUUUUUCUUCAACCUGGUUGUCGCGUUGUUCGGCCUCGCCAUUGUUGGUAUUGGAGUGGCGUUCCUCCUCAAAUGGAACACGGUGACUGACCUACUCCAUGGCAUGAACGUCGGACCCUGGCUGUUCAUCAUCAUCGGAGCUAUUAUGUUCUUCAUCGCCUUCUUCGGAUGCUGCGGUGCUAUUAGGGAGAGCCACUGCAUGGUUGUCACUUACGCGAUCUUCUUGCUAGUGAUCAUCAUUCUGCAAGUGGUUCUGGCAGUACUUCUAUUCGUGUACGGAGGCUCAAUCAAGAAUGAAAUGGAACACACCAUAGACACCAUGUUUAAGAACCGCGGAGAGAAUGAGGCGUCCGUCAAAGUCUUCGAGAGCAUCGAGAAACAGUUCCAAUGCUGCGGUGCCCGAGGCAAAUCGGACUAUGGCGUGCUGUCGACGCCCAAGUCUUGUUGCAACGAAAACGAAUCCAUGCUCAACACUGACUACCUUUGCACGAGCUACAACCACGAGGGCUGCGCUAACAAACUGGGAGCUUUAUACGAGAAGUGGAACAAGCCGAUCGCCGCCAUUGCUAUUGGCGUGGCGUGUGUUGAGGUGAUCGGUGCUUUGUUCGCGCUGUGCCUCGCCAACUCCAUAAGAAACAUGGACAGAAGGUCUCGCUACUAAUAUUUUGUACAUUUAAACUGGUAUGCCUAAAGGAGCAGCUACCUACACAAAAAAGAAUCAACCACCAUUAAAAACUCGACUUGUACAAUUGUAAGGUUUUAGUUUUGGAUAGCACAACACCCCACCUUUUGAAGAUAAGUACCGACACGAAUAACGAUAUCGACAAUUUUUAAAGGCUAGUUGGAAACACAAUCGUUGUACAAAGAUUUAUUUUGCCUAUUCAGAGUUCAUUCGCAUAAAAAAUUAAUAAUUUAUUGUACCUGUCCUUCUUAACAUACGAUUUGAUUUAGGUACUGUUUUCUUUAGUUUUACCUAACUAAGCGUUGUAUGAAAAAUAAAUUACCUAAUAUAAUGUAAAAUACGCACAAGAAGCUCUGUGUAAACGGAAUCUCGACAGUUAACUUGUGAUUCUCUUAUCAAUAAAAAUAAUAGAUGUUUCAUCAUCAUUACAUAUUUAUUAUAAAGUGAAGUCCCCCUAUUUUCUCUGUUUGUAUAUUUAUAAAUGUUACCUGUCGAAGCAGGGGCGGGUCGCUAAUUAAUAAUAUUCCGAGAUUAAUUACGUGGCCAUCACAUUGUAAAAACGCGCUUUUUACAAUUACGCCGUCCAAAGUCAGAAUCCCAAUAAUUUACUUACAUGAAUGUGUAAUUACCACAGAACACAAGGUGAUUACAAUAGUAUAUUAGAUUAUGGUUUGUUAUUAUAAGCAUAUACAAAUCGUCUCUUUAAAUUUUUCUGAUAAGUUAUCUUAAUAUUGAACUCGUUAUUAAAUUUUAUAAGAGCUAUCUCUAAAUUGUAAUGAUAACAACAAGCAUUUUAAUUUAGAUUUCAUUCGAUUAAAAAACAAACGACGAGUAAUGUAAAACCAUCAGUUUAUUUUUGUACAUUGUUACAAGACUUUUUAGUUAUAUCGACUGAAGAUUUUCAAAAUGGCUGUUUAAUUUUUGUGUUUAAAAUGUGCCUUUUUAUACUAUUUGACCUCUUCAUACAUGCAUGCAACUUUGUUAUCUACGUAUCAAAACUCAAGUUGAUAUAAGCGUAGGUUUAUUAAGACUUGAUGUACCUACCUUUAUUUAGUUCUGCUUGGUUUUUUUGUUUGUGAAACAUUUAGUUAGUGUUUCAUUACAUUGAAAUUCCUUGAGUUAAUUAUAUAGAUAAGCUAGAUUUAAGAACUGUUUAUAAUGAAAAUGUUACAAGAACAGAAAUUACGAGUAUUUUCAUAAUUCAAAGUUGUAAUGGUUGUACGUCCAUUUUACAAAAAUAUUAUCUACUUAUAUAUAAUAUUACAUAGAUUUUAUAAGUGCAUUUCUAUUAAAUGUGAUUUAUUAAGUGUUUCUCAUACAUAAUGUAAAUAAUUUAAUGGAUAUUAUUGAAUUUCUUUGUAUUUGGCGGAGCAAAUGUUUCUGCAUUUUCCGACGAAUCAGCUUCUAUGUGAAUGAUUUACUAUGUAUGGUGAUUAAUAAAUUUUCUACUACACAUUC